Molecule: messenger RNA, 342 nt
Organism: Rotaria socialis
Lineage: Eukaryota; Metazoa; Rotifera; Eurotatoria; Philodinida; Philodinidae
Source: the annotation of a GenBank genome assembly
AUGAGUGCAGCAGUUUUUGUUGGUCUUAGUUUAGCUGCAAUUGGAUUUACUGGGCGUUAUUUUGCUCGAUAUGGGAAAUUGAUUGUUGAAAGUUUAACGAAAACAAGUGGUUUUGUUGCAGAAGGACUUUCGUCGAAAUAUUAUAAAGGUGGUUUCGAUACAAAAAUGAAUCGACGUGAAGCUGCACUUAUAUUAGGCGUUAGUUCAACGACGAGUAAAACACGAUUACGCGAUGCUUAUAGACGAUUAAUUAUUCUUAAUCAUCCUGAUCGAGGUGGGUCCCCGUAUAUUGCUGCGAAGAUUAAUGAAGCAAAAGAUUUAUUCGACAGUGUAGCUAGAUAA